AUGCCUUCUGCUAAGGUUUUCCGUAAGUUUCCGACUUAAAGGGUAUGUUCAAACGAGAGUUUUCAGUGGAGAUUUCCGGUAAGAAAGGGUCCGAAAAAAAGGAGAAGCGCGAGAAAUCCGUGGAAAAGAAGGUGGAUUUCGAUGACGGAAUGAUGUGUAUGGAUGGAAAGUUUGGGAGUUCACGGAAAGAGAUUCGAGUUACAGGCCGUCUGAAAUUGGUGGAAGACGGGGAAAAUGAUGUGAGAAAGGGCGUGAGAAGACCACGAAGAAGCUUCGGAGAGAGGAAGGAGAAGGGACCGAGAGGAAGAUCGGCGAAUGGACGCAAGAAUGACGGGGAGAAGAAGAGAAGGGAGGCUCGAAAGGGAUCGGAAAAGAGAGGAAAAUCGGCGGAACGGAAGAGGGGACAAUCCAAGGAUCGGAAGAGGGGACAAUCCAAGGAUCGGGCGGUGAAGGCGGCGGAGAGAAAGGCGCGGAAGGAGAAGAAGCUGGAGGAGAAGAAGGCGAGAGCCGCCGAGAAACAGGCGACUCGCUGGGUCAAGGUGCCGAAGAUACUGAAAAUGACAACCCGCGGACCGGCGGUGGCCACCACGAGAAUCAUCACGACCACUCGAGUUGUUGCCAUUUGA
Molecule: messenger RNA, 626 nt
Organism: Caenorhabditis sp. 36 PRJEB53466
Lineage: Eukaryota; Metazoa; Nematoda; Chromadorea; Rhabditida; Rhabditidae
Source: the annotation of a GenBank genome assembly